AUGUCUAGCCCAGCUACUCAGAUUGCGGCUGUGAUCCCCGCAUCUGGAGGAAAAGAUGUUUCGGAUGUGAAAAUCAGCUGCACGCAUCCUGUCCCAGUUCCAGGAGUCGGAGAAGUCCUCGUCAAGUUGGAUUUCUCAGGGGUCUGCCACUCUGAUGUGCACAGCAUUCGAGGUGACACGCCUAUGAAGACAGAUGUCGCGGGUCACGAGGGCGUGGGAAAAGUGGUUGCAGUUGGGAGUGAUCUUGAUAAGAGUCAAUGGAUGGGUCAAGCAGUGGGGAUAAGGUACGUAUGGAAUAUGCGAUUCCGUAACUUGCCUCCGGUUGGCCUCGAAUUCCUACUGAUGUCACCAUUGCCAUAUUUUAGAUGGCUGUAUAGCUCUUGCCUCGAAUGCGAAAUUUGUGAGGUUAACCAUACAGCAUGCCCUAACCAGAGAAACGCUGGUGCAAAUGUUCCAGGUACUUUCCAACAAUAUAUCGUUACACCCGCUAUUCACGCAACAAAGAUUCCAUCUGGCCUGUCUCUAGAUUCAGCGGCUCCUCUUCUCUGUGCUGGCAUUGCGAUGUACUCUUCAAUCAAGAAAGUUAGGGCCCGGCAGGGGAACUGGCUUGCUAUUCUUGGUGCCGGUGGAGGUUUAGGCCAUAUGGGCAUUCAGAUCGCAGCUAAGCAGGGCCUUAGGGUCCUUGCAAUCGAUACGGGAGACAAAAAGAGAGAUCUAUGCCUGUCACUUGGGGCCACUGAGUUCCUGGACUUCCGCAAAGUGGAUAUAGUUGAAGCGGCUAAAAUGAUUACAUCUGGCCUAGGUGUCCAUGGAGUGAUUUGUACCGCCAAUGGAGAAGCAGCAUACCAGCAAAGCAUGCAAAUGCUUCGGCCAUUGGGUACUCUAGUGUGUGUCGGGAUUCCGCAUGUUCCAUUCCGGGUCCCAGCGACCCCUUUCGAGAUGAUAGUCAAAGGCCUCACGAUAGUUGGGAACUCUGCUGGAACCGCCGAGGAAAUGGAUGAACUAUUGGCGAUGGCAGUUAACGGUGAUGUAAUAGCGCAUAUCGAGGUUUUUGAUCUAGAAGAGAUUGUCGAUGUGUUGCAACGACUUGAACGCUCUGAGAUUGAAGGAAGAGCUGUUUUGAGAAUUCCCUAG
Messenger RNA from Penicillium verhagenii, 1134 nucleotides. Its product is annotated as zinc-dependent alcohol dehydrogenase. The record is from RefSeq and is a predicted model, not a curated record. The transcript is spliced from 8 exons. Lineage: Eukaryota; Fungi; Ascomycota; Eurotiomycetes; Eurotiales; Aspergillaceae. Gene Ontology annotation, molecular function: oxidoreductase activity. The coding region runs from base 1 to 1134 and encodes 377 amino acids.